This is a messenger RNA of Cheilinus undulatus (humphead wrasse), 1153 nucleotides long. Its product is annotated as protein phosphatase 1 regulatory subunit 3C-B-like. The record is from RefSeq and is a predicted model, not a curated record. Gene Ontology annotation, cellular component: protein phosphatase type 1 complex. The transcript is spliced from 3 exons. Lineage: Eukaryota; Metazoa; Chordata; Actinopteri; Labriformes; Labridae. The coding region runs from base 133 to 1140 and encodes 335 amino acids. Gene Ontology annotation, molecular function: glycogen binding; protein phosphatase 1 binding. Gene Ontology annotation, biological process: regulation of glycogen biosynthetic process.
UUGUGAGCAGCAGACUGUAUCUCCUCUUCCUGAAAAAAGGAAAAAUGUUUAUGAAUAAAAAAUAUAUUUAAAAAAAGAAGAAAGGAGGAAAAAGAAGAAGGAGAGGAGAAGAACCAGCAGAGAAACUCUCAAAUGAACUGUACAAGGGUCCUCCCCCUUCUGGACCGUCACCCUGGCGGUCCGUCUCCCAUCAUGCCUGUCGACAUGGCGAUGAGGAUCUGCCUGGCCAGCUCUCCUCCUCUGCACACCCUGCUUAGUAACUAUGACAACGCUCUGCGACGCUGUGAACCGCUGCGACCUUGCCUGACCUCCAGUCGUUUUGAUGACGUCACCACAGUAACCACGCCCCAAUCCCCAGUGAGUUCAGGAACAGAUGGAGGCUCAUCGUGGCUGAAGAAAAAGAAACAAAAGAAGAGUGUCGUGUUCGCUGAUUCUCAAGGACUCGCCCUCACUGCCGUCCACGUCUUCAAUGACUCUGAGGACGACCUUUUGACAGAGCUGAGGUUCCACCUGACAGAGAUAGAGGGCGCCACUGCUGCACUGCAGUUGGGAGAUGACAAAGCCCCUGCUCCGGUCUUGGUUUUGGCGUUCAGUCCUCCAGCAGCAGACUACCUGGAGCUGAGGCAGCGCCUGAAAGCUCAGCAGGUCUGUCUGGAGACAUGUUCUCUCCAGGACCACCUGCUCUCAGGGACGGUACAGGUCAGAAACCUCUGCUUUGACAAGUCUGUGUCGGUGCGGAUCACCUAUGACUCAUGGCAUUCAUUCCAAGACAUCCCCUGUGUCUACCUGAACAAUGUGUACGGCUGUCCGGACACCGACACCUUCUCCUUCUCUGUCCUGGUUCCUGACAGCAUUACAGGGUCCAGCAGGGUGGAGUUCUGCAUUCAGUACCGAACACCUGGACAGACUUUCUGGGACAACAACCAUGGCCAGAACUACCGGCUUAGGGUUUCAGACCCAAACACAACCUCUGCCCACAGUGCUGACACCGUCACUGGGCUGCAGAUACAGAGAGGUGGGGGCACAGAGAAGAGAGAGGGGGUGGACUUUGACCCAUUUGGGAGUCCAAGGACCUCAGCAGGGAUCUUCCCUGAGUGGCAGAGCUGGGUCCAUGUAGAGACCAGUGCUCCCUAUUGGUAAGGCUAGAGGGACA